Molecule: messenger RNA, 2800 nt
Organism: Erigeron canadensis
Lineage: Eukaryota; Viridiplantae; Streptophyta; Magnoliopsida; Asterales; Asteraceae
Product: phospholipase D alpha 1-like
Exons: 3
Coding region: 162-2570 (802 amino acids)
Biological process (GO): phospholipid catabolic process; phosphatidylcholine metabolic process
Cellular component (GO): plasma membrane
Molecular function (GO): D-type glycerophospholipase activity; calcium ion binding
Source: RefSeq, a predicted model, not a curated record
UUCUUCUUCGUUGGCUACAACUUGCCAUUUUUUAUAAAACAUACUUCAUCCACUCACUCUACAUAUAUACAAAUCACCCUUUUAUUUAUCUAUAGAUACACGCAUACAAACCUCUCUUUCGAUUGAUAUCAAGUAAAGUGUUUGAAGGUGUGUGGAGAUAUAUGGCACAAAUAUUGCUACAUGGAACACUUCAUGCAACAAUCUAUGAAGUAGAUAAACUCAAGUCCAAUUUGCUUCAUAAGAUUGUAGAUGGACUAGAACAUGCGGUGGGACUAAAGAAAAAUGCUGCAAGCCUUUAUGCAACCAUAGACUUGGAAAAAGCUCGAGUGGGUCGAACCCGAAUGCUCGAACACGACACGAACCCACGAUGGUACGAGUCAUUCCACAUCUAUUGUGCUCAUAUGGCCUCUAACCUUAUAUUCACUAUCAAAGAAGAUGACCCGAUAGGCGCGACUUUACUUGGUCGCGCCUCUAUCUCGGUUACCAAACUUUUAAACCAAGAAGUAUUCGACGAAUGGCUAGAAAUAUUCGAUAGCCGUGGUAAGCCAGUACACGGGCAUGCGAAAAUCCACAUCAAGGUACAAUUCUUUGAAGUCACACGAGAAUGUCAAUGGUCUAAAGGUAUACAAAGCCCGAAUUUCCCCGGGGUACCCUUCACGUUUUUUACUCAAAGAAACGGAUGUAAAGUUACUCUUUAUCAAGACGCACACUUACCCGACAAUUUUAUCCCCAAAAUACCCUUAUCGGGAGGAAAACUAUAUAAACCGAAUCGGUGUUGGGAGGACAUUUUUGAUGCCAUUUCUAACGCGAAACAUUUGAUUUAUAUAACGGGGUGGUCAGUUUACACGGAAAUCACUUUGAUUCGGGAUCUGAGAAGGCCAAAGCCCGGUGGUGAUAUGACGCUAGGCGAAUUGCUAAAGAAAAAGGCCAGUGAAGGUGUUCGGGUUUUGAUGCUUGUUUGGGAUGACCGUACUUCGGGAGAUCUGUUUAAUAAUGGGUUCAUGGCAACCCAUGACGAGGACACAGGAUCCUACUUCAGAGGCUCGGAAGUUAACUGUGUCCUGUGUCCUCGUAAUCCAGAUGAUGGGCGUAGUUUAGUCCAAAACAUCGAGAUCUCAGUGAUGCUGACUCAUCACCAAAAAGUUGUCGUGGUCGAUAGCGGGUUGCCUAAUGGCAACCAAGAGAAACGUCGAAUUGUGAGUUUCAUAGGAGGAAUCGAUCUUUGCGAUGGGCGUUACGACACCCCUUUUCACUCGAUUUUCCGCACUCUUGAUACCGUCCACCACGACGACUUCCACCAACCAAACUUUGCGAAUGCGUCGAUCAACAAAGGUGGGCCUCGGGAGCCAUGGCAUGACAUCCAUUGCAAGCUCGAAGGCCCGAUAGCAUGGGACGUGCUAUUUAACUUUGAACAACGAUGGCUGAAACAAGGGGGGAAGGAUCUACUUAACGACAUUCGAGAUCUUUCUCAUAUUAUCAUCCCGCCCUCACCUGUGAUGCUUCCAAAUGAUCACGAAGCAUGGAACGUUCAGCUGUUUCGUUCCAUAGAUGGCGGGGCUGCAUUCGGGUUUCCUGACAAACCCGAAGAUGCAGCCCGUGCAGGUCUAAUUAGUGGAAAAGAUAACAUUAUCGACCGUAGCAUUCAAGACGGUUACAUAAAUGCAAUCCGAAGAGCAAAAAACUUCAUUUAUAUCGAAAACCAAUAUUUUCUAGGAAGCUCAUUCGGUUGGAACUCAAAUGACAUCAAUGACGCAGACAUAAACGCCUUACAUCUAAUCCCGAAAGAACUUUCACUUAAAAUCGUUAGCAAGAUCGAAGCAGGACAGGAUUUUCGAGUGUAUGUCGUGUUACCAAUGUGGCCAGAAGGCGAACCCGAGAGUGCAUCAGUUCAAGCGAUAUUGGAUUGGCAAAGGAGGACAAUGCAAAUGAUGUAUACUGAUAUAAUUCAUGCUUUGAAAGCGAAACACAUUGUGGCCAACCCGAAGGACUAUUUGACAUUUUUUUGUUUGGGAAAUCGGGAGACGAAGAAGGAUGGCGAGUAUAUUCCCUCCGAGAAGCCUGAGGAUGGUAGUAACUAUCGUAAAGCCCAAGAAGCGCGACGGUUUAUGAUAUAUGUUCAUGCCAAAAUGAUGAUAGUCGAUGACGAGUACAUAAUCGUUGGAUCGGCUAACAUCAACCAAAGAUCGAUGGAUGGAGCUAGAGAUUCCGAGAUAGCAAUGGGAGCGUUUCAACCAUGCCAUCUAUCAAAAAGACAGCCUGCAAGGGGCCAGAUUCACGGGUUCAGGAUGUCGUUGUGGUAUGAGCAUAUGGGGCUCCUUGACGAUUGUUUUGCUCGUCCAGAGACCUUGGCUUGUAUUCAAAAGGUGAAUAAGAUAUCAUCGAAAUAUUGGGAUCUUUUUUGUUCCGAAAAUCUCAAUCAUGAUUUACCUGGCCACCUGCUCAGUUACCCUGUUGGAGUCACGGAGGAAGGAGAGGUGACCGAGCUGCCGGGAUCGAUGUACUUCCCGGACACAAAGGCUCGGGUUCUUGGUACCUAUGCAAGUUACAUGCCUCCAAUACUAACCACCUAAAAAAUAUGGCUACACGUUGGUUUUUGGUACCUUGAGGGGGUUUCUUUUCUUUUCUUUUUUUGUGGGUGUGUGUUUGUUUAUGGGUUGUUUUUGUUGUAAUUAUAUUAUGUGUUAAUGUUUCAUGUUGAAAAAAAGAUUAGAUCUAACUGUGUAUGUACACUGUAACUAUAUAAAUAUGCAGGUGUGUAGGACAUAUAAUUCGUAGGAGAGACCGGAAUUCUUUGAAAAUA